Molecule: messenger RNA, 1276 nt
Organism: Haliaeetus leucocephalus (bald eagle)
Lineage: Eukaryota; Metazoa; Chordata; Aves; Accipitriformes; Accipitridae
Gene: BCL7B
Product: B-cell CLL/lymphoma 7B
Exons: 6
Coding region: 32-655 (207 amino acids)
Source: RefSeq, a predicted model, not a curated record
CGGAGCCGGGGCUGCCGGGGCUGCGGGCGCCAUGUCGGGCCGCUCGGUGCGCGCCGAGACCCGCAGCCGCGCCAAGGAUGACAUCAAAAAAGUGAUGGCGGCCAUCGAGCGCGUCCGCAGAUGGGAGAAGAAGUGGGUGACGGUAGGCGACACUUCCCUGCGGAUAUUCAAGUGGGUGCCGGUGGCGGACAGCAAGGAGAAAGAGAAAUCCAAAUCAAGUAGCAGCACUGCCCGAGAACCCAAUGGCUUCCCAGCCGACACCUCUGCCAACUCCUCUCUUCUCCUGGAGUUCCAAGGUGCUGUUUCUGCAGAUGAGAACAGCAACCAGAGCUCCCUGUCGGAUGUCUACCAGCUCAAGGUGGACAGCAGCCCCAACUCCAGCCCCAGUCCCCAGCAGAGCGAGUCCAUGAGUCCUGCCCACACGUCUGACUUCCGCACGGACGACUCGCAGCCACCCACCCUGGGGCAGGAGACGCUGGAAGAGCCCUCCCUGCCUUCCUCAGAAGUUGCAGACGAGCCUCCCACUCUCACAAAGGAAGAGCCAGUGCCCCUUGAGACUCAGGUAACUGAAGAGGAGGAGGACUCUGGUGCGCCGCCUCUGAAGAGAUUUUGUGCCGAUCAGAACUCUGUGUGCCACACGGCCUCGGAGAGCUAGCCUGCCCACCCCUGGGGAGAGCGCCUUCGCCAGCCCCUCGCAGAGCUGCCUGCCCUCCCCUGGGGGACGGGGAGCUUCCCUCCAGCCCGCCCCUUCCCCAGGGACGGGUGCUCCCACCACUCGCCAUCCAGCUGCCCUGCCCUGCCCUGCUCUCCAGGGCAGGAGCCUCCCGCCAGCCCCGGCCGAGACAGCCUGCGCUCCCCCGGGGCGGAUGGGGCUGCCACCAGAACCUGCAAAUUUUGCCUCUAUUUAUUGGCUCCCUCUCUCCCUGCUGACCUGUUCUGUAGCAUGAGGGUCUCCGGUGGGCGGGCGGGCCGUCUGCCUGCGCGGGGGGAGUUGUCUGCAGGACUCCCUGCUCUCCCUGGCGCCCGGGGCACUGGCAGGAGCCGUUUGCCUGCUUCGGGCCCGCCUGCCCACCCUCCCGGGAGAGCCGCCUUCCACCUGCGAAGUGAUCUGUCCGCUCCCUCCCUUGAGAGCGCCGGCAGGAGGUGGGAGGCGGGGAGAGGCCGAGUCCUGCCCAGCCGCGGCAGGGAUCCGCUGGGACGCUGUGCAAUAAGCUGCUAGUUCAAGCCAUUGGUGUUGGGAGAGCCGGGAGCGCCCCCCCCAAAGGAGGGCAGGUGC